AUGGCUCCCUCGCCAGAACUCGGGCAGCCUAAGGCGCCCGAUAAAGCUGGCGACGAACCCCAGAAGGAGGGACCAUUGGCUUCCGGCGAUGCAACCGAUCGUUCGUGCGGUGCCGGCACAUCUUCCGCUUGCACUGUGAGUGAACAAGGUGUUGCUGCCUCCGCACCUACGAAAUCCGCAAUCAACAACAGUGUUGGCAGUAGCGGCAGCGUCCGGGCUGGAACUAGCGCUGCCCCUAUUGUAGUCCCACCCGUCAUCAGCACAAUGGCCAUGUCUGCUCCUACGACCUCCGUUACCACAACGUCGGCCACUGCGAUGAAGGUGUCGUCUUCGUCGUCGUCGUCGUCGUCUACGGUUGCGACCACCUCAUCCGGCAACAGUAGUCAUGGUAAAAGUACUGAAACUGCUAAGAAUUCGUCAUCAUCCGCCAUCGUUGCCGGUAACAACAAAGACAGUCAUCAGCAGUCGUUUGCACAAGAACCGUUCGCAACUAUGAAUGAAGAUGCCCUGAAGGCUUUGCUUGAUGAAGCGAUCACAUACAAGUGCCCGAAAGAUCGCGAGCACAAGAGUGCUACAUUUAACGAAUUACUGAGCAAAACAGAACGCGAAGAUCAGGAGCAAAAUUUUUCCUUUACCAGUCGACCGGUGCACAGCAAACGAGCGUCCGCACGGCCCACGCAAGGUGGCUCCCUGCAGGACAUAACGGAAGCGACCAAGCAGGAGUACGGUUACACCGAGUACUGUUCCGGUUCGAGUCUUUCUAACAAGCGUCAUGGUGGGCCUGGACAUGGCGGCGGAUCACGCAGCAAGCGUCAAAUUUCGUCGGUUUCUUCGAGACAGCGCGAAGGUGGUAGUCUGCCGAGUAAUGUCAACGAAACGACCACACCGUCCUAUAUCAAUGAGCAACCGUUCUUAAAAGAGGUGGGUCGUCCGCUCAAGUCGACGUCGGUGAAAUUCUUCGCCAAAAGUAACGACUACGGUGCGCUCCUGCAAUCCGCACCGCUUAAUGCGAUUGGUGCAAGUGAUUGGAGCGGCCUUGUCAGUGAGGAAUCUCAAUCAAAUGCCACCGGCGGUGAAACAGGCAACACGGGCACCGGUGUUGGAUCACAUUCGACUAGUGGUACCAGUAGCACUGGAACCGGAGCAGCUGCGCAUACUGUCAUUAAUAUGGGCGAGCUUGAUUCGGAUGAAGGCUCUUCGGGACAUCGAGGCUUCCGGGAUAUCUUUUCGGGACAUGCGAAUGACGCGCUGCAACGGUUGUGUAUGUUUGUGUCCCAGAACAAUCACUAUGACUCCAGCGCCGAAGAAAUCGAGAUGAUGGGAAUGGGUCCCUCCAGUGGCUCUGGUACAGGCGCAGCCGGUAGUACCAGCUCAAGUUCCGGACUUGUCAGCGGCGGCUCAGCGGGAGUCAGUUGUGGCAUCGGCGGAUCAUCUGGUACGUCAGCUUCGUCGACUCUUACGUAUGGUGGAGGCGUGGGCGUUGGAACCGUUACCGAUACGUACGGAAAUGGAGGUGGUAGCAGCAACAGCAGUUCCUCCAGCAGCAGCAGCAGUGGUGUAGUAGGAGGAUCAGUCAGCGGUGGACUAUCAUCGACGAAGAAAACGUUCUGCUACCCAAAAGCUCAAUUCACGACACAGGCAAGUCUGGAAAUAGGACAAGCAUGCAGCGUGACGAGGCCGUCCUCCGUACACCAUGUUGAUAAGACGGUUUCGUUGCCGAUGUUGGAAACUGUCCAGCUCGGCUCGACCUAUCCUGCCGUAAAGUGUAUGAUCGACAGCAGCAAAGUGGAUCAGUCCACUAUCAAAUCAGUGCUGUCAUCAAGCAAUCAGUUCAUAUCGACGACGAGAAGUAGCCUCGCGUAUCCGACAAUACAGCAAAAGUUCGAUGAAAAUGCUAACUCUGUUUCUCAAUUUGGUGGAGUUGGAAGCGGUGGCGGCUUAGGUUCAUCUAGCGGAGGCAGCUCGAUGGCAACCGGGGCUGGUUCUGGCAGCGGUUCGGGAAACAAAAAAUCACGGAAACCAAAAUCCGAUCGUAACACCGUCGUCGUAGUGCCCGAAAAUAUUGCUGGCUAUCGAGGAAAAGCUGAUAUUGAGGCUCUCGUCAGUUACAUUGAAAACACUGACAACGAUAAGUCUCAGCAGCCACAGCAUCAAUUGUCUCAGCACCAGCAGCUUCAACUUCAGCAACAGCAACAACAGCAGCAACAGCAACAAACGCUACACCAAUCGUCCUCUCAACAGUCAACGGCGAAAGGUGGCAGCUUAGGCGCAGGAAGUAGCAAUGCUGUCAGUGGGCUGGGCGCGAAGAAUGGUAAUGUUAAACAGACGCCUGGGGUGGCGACAAGUGGUAACUUAUGCACCACGGACAACGGCGGUGGUGGAGAGGAGAAAGCAAAACGAAAAAAUGAGAAAAAGCGGGAGAGGGCCGCAAAAAUGAAAAAGAGCAGCUCGCUGGAGGAACUGAGCAGCAGUAGCCGGAAGAAGGUGGAGGAAGAAAAUACAAGACAAAACCAUGUCGAGAAGGCUCGUGCUCAGGAGACUGAUCCGGCUGUAACGCUGCGAAACAGCAAAUCGAAAAAGUCCGCCCAAACGACAGGAAGUACUUCCACCACCACCACUGGAAGUACUUGCGCGGUUUCAGCGUCUAGUUUGGUUUCUACGAAAGAGGGCAGCAGUGGAAAGCGGUCGGAGCGGAGAUCAUGGGGUACGGAGGAGCUAAGCUUUUUGGGCAACGAUGGGUCUGCAACAUCGCUUUCUACGAAUGUCGAAGACGUUUCAUCGUCUGCAGCCUCCGCUGGUACUGGAGGAAAGGGUAAAAAAGCCAAAGAUCAUAAUGCACCGGUGACCACGGGUACGAGCAGUAAUAGUAGCAAUAAAAACGUUGCUGCCGUGAGCGAUAUCUCCUCAGUGACCGGAAACAAUCACAACAUCAAGAAGCGCGACUCUUUGCGCAUGUCGGUGGAAUCUCUGUCAGCCCUUGGCGGUGGAAGCAUCGGUACAGGAGGAGAAUCAUCCGAUUUCCACGUUGUUACGAAAAAGAAAAAAACGAAGAAGAAGACUCCAGCACUAGGUCAGGAGGAAUCCCUGGCGAGUGGCAACUGCAUUGCUGGAUCAACGUUAGCCGGUCGUCGUUAUCAAGGUGCGGGAUCGGUUGGUGGAGGCAGUUAUGGACGGAACGCAGCGAACACGGCAACUGGCAACAACAGUGGUGGCAAUGGCGGUGGAAAUGGCAGUGGUAGAUAUCAAACUGGCAGCCAUUUCGUCACAGACCGGGAUGUGUACAUGAGCAGCGAUUUGUCGAGGCGGAAAUCGACCUCCUCGGUUCCGCCUUCGGAAAAAUCUGACUCAAGUGAUACCGAUUCGGUCCAUUCGCUGCCAAUAGAAACGAACGUUUCUCGUAAACAACAGCAAAAGCUCCAACAACAGUCGCAUCAACAACAGCAACCGAAAAACAAGGGGCAUCUACAGCAGACUAGUCAACAGCGGCAAGGUACGAGCUCGGCAACGUCACAAUCUUACGCUGAAAUUGCACGCAUUGCCAACGUGGAGAAGAGUGCCACAGGAACGGGUACGAACGGUAGCGCCAUGUCUGGCGGCAGUGGGGACGGUUUGGGUAACCAUGCCGAAAGCACCUCGAACGUGUCUCCUAACGCGAAUAUGAUUCAAGAUCUCAACUCAUCGGUAGCCUUCCCGCAACUAGUCGAAUCACAACAAUUUCAUCCGCACCAUCACUCCCAGCUGGUAUCUCAGUCGUCUUUGUCGGCCCAGCCACAACCUUCCUGUCAUCUGCUGCAAUCGAUGCCUUCGAGUAUCUCGUGCAACAUGGGCGGAAAUGUAAAUAGCGUAGCUGGGUACGCCAACAGCACCGGUAGCAAUAGUAACGUUAGUAAUAACAAUAAUCACACGCUAGGAAUAAGUACUACAAGAGCGACGUACUCGCAGAGUUUGCUCACGGCCGUGAGCAACGCUGUCGACGAGCCGACCAAACCGCUACCAGUCUCGAACGUGGCUGGAGCGUUAGCCAACAGCACCAGCGAAACACCGACCACAGUUGGUGCCGCCAAUGGGGGGCAUCCGACGAAAGGCAGUGCCACCGAAAGCGGUAAAGCAUCCCUUCACAAAUCUAAGAGCGUCGACAACAAUGAUAUCUACUACUCGAACGAACACUACCCAGCGCUGGAGAAAACGGUUAAGAGCUACCACCAUGGGAAAGUACACAACAGUGUCGACGCUUCGGGCGGAAGUGCUUCUAUCGCGUCAACCACUGCCCCUGGAGUUGGCAACGGUAAAAAUGCGCCAAAGGCUGUCGCCAUCGUGGUUAGUGGCAAUAUGGCAUCGUCGGCAAACUCAUUGAGUUUCGGGCAGGUAGCUGCUGCGAAUGUUGUUACCGUCGCUACUGCCUCCUCGACGUCAGCAAAUGCGCCCCCAAAAAAGGGCAAAGCGAAAAAGGAUCCCAACGGAACUGCGGUUGCGGUAGCCAACAACCCAGUCGUGUCGGUGGUGGCAACACAGCCGCCAGUGACGGAUGGAAUGGAUUGUGGAAACACGAGCGAAUCAUGGAACCACGGCAACGCAGUGCUGAUCGACACCGAUUCACAAGCCGGCAACAUGCUUCCAUUCGAUACACGGAGCCCCAUGAAUGGCGGAUCUGGUGUGAAUGCUAUUCAUUUCAUUCAAACUUCACCGCAAAUUCAACAGCAACAACACGUGGCUACUACAACUGGCGUAUCGCAAACUGUGGCAGCUAGCAGUGGCAUCGGUGCUCCUGCAUCGUCGACAAGCAAGCGCCACAAAAAGGACAAGCACCAGCAACACUCUUCAACGCCGGCAUCGACGGGUUCUAAGGUAGCCGGAACGGUGGGAGCUGGUAAUGCAAGUAACCAUGCGCAGCAAAAGAACCGUCCUGCGGUGAUCAUCGUGAAUGAUAAUGAUCCGAAGCCAAACGAGUUUACGUUUGGAUUUGGUAUCGAUCAGGAGUUGUUUUUCGGCGACUUUAGCGAGGAAGAUCGUAGACUGCUUGAAAGCGAUGGUAGCUGCCCUGAGCCACCCAAGACCAAGGGUAAGCAACAGCGUGUAAAUACCGCCACAGCCGGUACUGAUCCGAUCGCGGCACAACAGUCGGUUGCAUUGUCGAACAGCAGAAACGUUCCGUUACAUUCGUCAGAGCUCGAGUACGGAUUAAUGCAGCGGCAUCAGCAGCAGCAACACCAAACCGUAGCAUUAUCUCCGAACUCUCUAAACGACGCUACGCGCAAUAGCAUGAGCAAAACGUCACCUUCGUCAGGAUCUUCGUCGGUUUCGUCCUCUUCGGCGUCGCUUUCAUCCGCCACAACUUGCAACAGUUACCACCAGCAGCCCAUCGUUCCGCCGAUGGUGCAGAUGGCACCAAUGACGACAAUGGAUCAGGCGAAUGAAGCAUCCGAAGCAUCGAUCGAUGCUGCUGUCGCCGGAGCGAAUCUGUUCCAUCAGCCACCCCCGGUCGCACCGCCUCUGUUGAUGUCUACGAUCUACAACCAACCGCCACCGACGCUAUUAUCGCAACACCUGGUACCGCAAGGUACCCAGCCAGCCCCGCCAGGCCGUAUACCGCACAUGAGACAUCACCAUCAGCAAUCGCUUCACCACCAGCAACAGCACCAUCACAAUCAAUACGCUCUUCCACCGCCUGUGAUGACACCGACCGUGCCUGCAGCCAGCGCUGCAGUGACAGAUGCCAACGGAAACGCUGUCCCACCGGUUGUUGCGGUUCCACACCGCACAAAUGUGCCGCCACCACCGUUACCAUCGACGCUAGCUAUCGUACCGCCUUACGGAACGGUGCUUCUGCCAGCGGGAGCCGUCCCCGGGGCUCCCGCUCUUCAACCGGUGGCUGUGACCGCUCCACUUGUUCCUUCGGUGGCACCAACCGGUGCGCUGAUCGUCGCCCAACCGACCGUCGGAAGCUCACCCGUAACGCUACCUAUUGCCUCGAGUGAUAUUGUGAAUCACAACAACACCAGUCCCCACAACUCGUCCUUGCAACACCAAACUGUUGCGGUGGCUAACAAUAAUAGCAUUGCUCAAAGCUACCAUCAACAGCAACAACAGCUGCCUCAACAACCAACAGUUCAUAAAAUAACGGUAGAUACGGCCGCGCAGACGCAAUCGACGUCCUCGCAGUCUUCGCCGUCCUCGGUUGCCGCCGAACCGACGAAGCCAAUGCAACCAGUGGCGCGCGAGAAGAUGAAGGAGAUAAACUUGCGAUUCAUCGCUCCCGAGCAGGUCCAUACUACGGAAUACAAUCACGAUAAAAUUGUGUUUUUCGUAGGAACAGCCUGGGAAGAUGCCAUCUGCGGCAGUAAUGGUACCGCCAAGUACUACGAAGACCAAUAAACGGCUGCAGGAUGCAGGAGCAGCAAACGAAGCAAUAGCGUAGCGUCGCUGUAAAACUUAGUCGUAUCAGUGUAAUCACUAAGUCAGAUAGUUCGUAAAGGAAAGAGCAACAAACAAAACGCGCUUACUGUGAAACGUCUAGAUCAAGUCAAAUGAAAGCCUAUAGUUUACGGAAACGAAUUCGAAGAAAAAAAAAAACAAAAAUGCUUAGCAUUUUCGAUGUGUAUGGCAAGAGGGACAGAGUGAUUGGAAAAGAUAGAAAAUAGAGAGAGAGAGAGAGAGUAAAGAGCAAAGUUGGAACAGGGUUUAGGAUGCACAACAAAGCAGCGUGUUGUAUCGUUAAGAGCAAUGUGUAUCUAUGUUAGGAAUACGUGUAAAAAGACAAGAAGGGAAAAACCAGUAUGCAUCUUGUUUUGGACGUGUUCAAUU
Molecule: messenger RNA, 6801 nt
Organism: Anopheles nili
Lineage: Eukaryota; Metazoa; Arthropoda; Insecta; Diptera; Culicidae
Product: mucin-19
Exons: 6
Coding region: 1-6372 (2123 amino acids)
Source: RefSeq, a predicted model, not a curated record